AUGUGCUAUCCAUGUUCAUACUGGCUAGAAGCUCACCACUCGACUGGUUCUUCUAGGAUCAGACGAGAGGCUGCAACACAACCUGCAAUGGCUAUUAGUAUUACAGAUAAAAGCUCUGCUAAGAACGAUGAUGGAAGCAAAAAAGCAUGCGUGUGUUCACCCACAAGCCAUCCAGGCUCGUUUAGGUGUAGACAACAUCAUGAAGAGUAUUAUCAAUGGGUUAGUCGGUUCGGGUCGAACCCGAGCCAAUCUAACGGAUGGGAAAUAAAAUGGUUUCGCAUUCUUCAACGAUAUGUGGACAUGCGAAUUGUACCUCUCCUAUUUCACUUCAGAAACCUAAAUCCAGGCUUACCUCUGGGUAGCAACUCUGAUGGGAAAUUGUUUGGUUCCUCGUGUUUACAAUCACUUCACAUACAUCAUGAUGGCGGCAAUAUGAAGAUAAUUGGAUUAGAUAUGAAUGGCAACUAUUCAUUAAGAACUCAUGAUCCGAGACAAGUUGUGAUUAAGAGUGGCAACUCAAAGAAGACGACCCCUAGCCGGCCACCAAUCUCCGACACCGUCCUCGAGCAGCAGCACCACAUCCCCCAGAAUCUCCACCCGAUCGAGCUGGAGCGUGGCGUUCACGUACGACGACCCGCGCGCCUCGAUGCUCCCGCCGGCCGACGUCACGUGCCCCAGCUUCUUCCCCCUGUAUCCGAUCGCGACGAGCAGGGAGUCGUAGUUCAAGGAGUAGAAGUCCUUAUUGAAAACCCUAAUCGUGAGGUCCAUGGUGACGUCUACGGAGAUCUUGGGGCGGGUGUGGAAGUGGAGGCGGUCGAGGCGGAGGCGGACGACGGAGAGGUCAGGGUCGGAGGGCCAGAGGAGGUAUGCGGCGGCGACGAGGAAGAUGAUGGAUGCGGCGGAGCAGAAUAUGCAGCGCCGCCAUGUCUUGCGGAGGAGGCGGUGGCGGUUGGGCGGGGGGUAGGGAGGCAGAACGACGACGUAUUGGGUGGUUUGGGGAUGAGUUUGAGGGGGUAG
Messenger RNA from Striga asiatica, 1017 nucleotides. The record is from the annotation of a GenBank genome assembly. NCBI's taxonomy places the organism in Eukaryota, Viridiplantae, Streptophyta, Magnoliopsida, Lamiales, Orobanchaceae.